Molecule: messenger RNA, 4764 nt
Organism: Pediculus humanus corporis (human body louse)
Lineage: Eukaryota; Metazoa; Arthropoda; Insecta; Psocodea; Pediculidae
Product: 5'-3' exoribonuclease, putative
Exons: 21
Coding region: 1-4764 (1587 amino acids)
Biological process (GO): rRNA catabolic process; nuclear-transcribed mRNA catabolic process
Cellular component (GO): nucleus
Molecular function (GO): 5'-3' RNA exonuclease activity; RNA binding
Source: RefSeq, a predicted model, not a curated record
AUGGGAGUUCCAAGGUUGUAUCGAUUUAUAAAUAGAAGAUAUCCGUGUGUAACGGAUUAUGUGGAAGUUCAUCAAGUUCCUCAUUUUGAAAAUUUUUAUAUCGAUUUAAAUGAAAUUAUACAUGUGUGUUUUAAAGAUGAAACGGCAAGUGGGAAAACUAAAGAAAUUUUUUCAAAAAUAUUUACUUAUAUAGAGUUUUUAUUUAAUUUAAUCAAACCCAAAAAAUUAUUUUUCUUAUCUGUCGAUGGAGUCGCACCAAAAGCAAAAAUGAAUAAUCAAAGAGGAAGAAGGUUUCAAGCGGCUAAAGAAUUAGAAAAUGAAAAUCAGAAGCUAUUGGCCGAAGGCAAACCGAUUCCAGACGAGAAUUUUAAUUCAUUAUGUAUCAGUCCUGGUACAGAAUUUAUGGAAGAAUUAGAUAAGCAUUUAAAUUAUUUUAUUAGGAAAAAAAUAUCGACAGAUUCCAUGUGGCAAAAAAUUGUAGUUAUAUAUUCAGGGUAUAAAACUCCUGGAGAAGGAGAGCAUAAAAUUAUGGAUUAUAUUAGGUACCUGAGAACGACAUCAGAUUUCGAUCCGUACAUUAGACAUUGUAUUUAUAGUUCUGAUGCUGAUUUAAUGCUUCUUGGACUUGCACUACAUGAAAUAAAUGUUUCAAUUUUAAGAAGAGAUCCUGAUUCCAGUUCGAAAGAAAAAAAAUCGAAUGCAUCAAAAGAAGAAAAAAAUAUUUUUGUACAUUUAUCAAUUUUAAGAGAUUAUUUAGAUUUAGAAUUUCAAGAAUUAAAAGGUUGUUUGCCUUUCGAAUAUGAUUUGGAACAUCUGAUCGAUGAUUGGAUUCUUAUGACUUUUUUGAUGGGAAAUGAUUUUAUACCAAAUCUACCAAAUAUACAAAUCGAUACGAAUGGCGUUUUGGUUGUGCUCGAGGCAUACAAAAAAAUAAUUCAAACAUUAGACGGUUACAUUAAUUUAAAUGGAUAUUUAAAUUUACCAAGAUUUCAAAAAUUUUUAAAUAAAUUAUCCGAACACGAUAUGGAAUCAUUUAGGGAAACAUUUGCCGAUCUUGCUUUUCUCGAAGGAAAAUGUAAUCAAUUACGACCAUUUGAAAAUGAUGAUGAUUUAUCAGAUGAAUCUCAAAAAAGAAAAAGCGAUUUAGAAGAAUUAAUUAAAUCAACGAAUGAUAUGUUUGAAUUUUCCGACGAAGAAGAAAAUCAUGAUGAUGAUGAUGAUGAUGAUGAUACAUUUUUAUUUGAAUUUAAAAUGAAGAAAAAAAAUUAUUAUAGCGAUAAAAUGUGUUUUGAUGAAAUGACGGAGGACAUAUCAAAAAAUCUGACAAAAAAUUAUAUUCAAACAAUUCAAUGGAUUUUAUUUUAUUAUUUUCACGGAUGUGCGAGUUGGACUUGGUAUUAUCCUUAUCAUUAUUCCCCUUUUUUAUCAGAUAUUAAAAAUUUCGAAGAUUAUAAUCUGGAAUAUAAUAAAGGAGAACCUUUAUUACCAUUUGAUCAAUUGGUGUCCAUACUUCCAGCUUCGGGAAAAAAUUAUCUUCCAGAAGUUUAUCACGAUUUAAUGAAUUCUACUGACUCCCCGCUAAAAGAUUUUUUUCCCGAUGAUUUUAAAAGGGAUUUAAAUGGUAAAAAAGCAGAUUGGGAAUCUAUUAUUUUAAUUCCAUUCGUCGAUCAGGAUGAAGUUUUAAAAUAUACUACACCGUUAAGAAAUAAAUUAACAGAAAAAGAAAAAAUAAGAAACAGUCAUGCUCCUAUGCUUAUUUAUACAUACACGGAUAAAAAUCUCGGAGUUUAUAAAAUCUCGAAUCAUUUCCCUGACGUUUUAGCAAAUCAUGCGCAAGUAAUUGAAAAAUGGCAUAAUUCGAUUUUGGUUGACAAAUCGAAAAUGGUCUUCGGUUUAAGACCGGGUGUUUCGCCUUUAGGUGGGCCGGUUUUUCCAAGAUUAAAAUAUUUAAAAUACACCAGUUGCAUAAUGCAAAUCAAUUUGGAACAAUGGACGUGGUCCGGGAAUGAUAUAAGCGUCGUGCUCACGUUGGAAAAAAACGAAAUGACAUCUUUACAAAAUGUAGCCGAUGAUUUAUUGGGAAAAAUUGUUCACGUGAGGUGGCCAUUUUUAGAUGAAGCCAAAGUUGUAGCAGUGUCGGAUGGUAAAAUUAAAUAUACUUUAAUCCGGGAUAAGGAAAUUAGGAGAGAUACAUUGGACGAGAGUAAAGUUAAACAAUUUAUCGCGUGUGCAAAUGCAUUCGAAACGAAAUAUUCGAAAAGGAAAGCAAUUAAAAUAGGGCCGGUCGAGGUCAUAGUUUACGUUAAAAAAAAUAAAGGUCAAAAAUACGUAUUUGAUUCAAUGGGUAAUGCUGUGAAUGAAAAAUUGUGGUCGUCGGAAAUCGUAGAAUAUCCUUUACAAACUCUCGUCACGGAUUUAAUUCGAGAUUUGAAUAAUACAAAUUAUAAAACCGUUAAAGAUGCAUUUCCCGUCGGAUCAUCGGUUUUGUUUUUAGGACAACCACAUUUCGGAUCGAUGGGAAAAAUUUUAGAUAAUUCAAAUUUAUUACCGGGGAGCCGUUUGGAAGUGGCUUUACAAGUCACGGAAUCCAAAUCGUCUCUGUUGAAAAACACGUUGGAAAAUUUGAAAUUGCACGGGAAAAAAACAGAAUACUACUACAGUAGAGAAGCGAGUAGAUUGGCCGGAAUCGAUUACGAAGUUUUUUGUCACAUGACCGGGUAUUUAUACGUCGACGUCGACGAUCCGGAAUUUAAAAAAGAAUCGAAAAUCAACAUUGGAUUGGUAUUGAAACAAAAUAAAAGGAAUCAGGGAAUUAUGGGAUAUGCGGCGAAAAAAAAAAACGUUUGGAUGUAUUCGAAAAAAGCCGUCGAAGUUGCCCGAAUGUACAGGAUUAAAUUUCCGGAAGUUGUCGAAGCUUUGUCCUCUCUCGAUGAUUUUAAAUUUCUUUCGAAUAAUGAAUUUCAACCUAAAUUGAAGGUAGAAAGAUUAAUCGAAUUAAGAGAUUGGCUUAAAAGUUUAGAAUAUAAAAAUUUAGAAUUCGUGUCGGGAAAUUCGGAAAUGUUGGAAAAGGAUGAAAUUUUAAAAAUAAACGAAGCAUUGACGAAUAACGAAGAAAAUGUUAAAAUUCAAAAUAUAUUCGUCAAUCCGAAUUUGUUAUACAGGAGUGAAUUGAAUUUGAACGUUUUACCACCGGACGUUAAUGUCGUUCAUUCUUUAUACGAUAGAGUUGUUUCCAUACGAUCAUCCGGUCCCGUUCCCGUAGGAUUAAAAGGAGUGAUAAUCGGUAUUUACGAAGAUGAAGAAGAAAAAAAUGAAAAUUUUUACGGAGUACUUUUUGACGAGCCAUUUUUGGGGGGCGAAACGAUACAUUCGAUAGAAUAUAAAUAUUACAAAAUGUCGGAAUGUUCGUUAUUGAAUAUAACGGAGGAUAAAAAAGACGUCGUGCAAAAAUUAAAUAACGACGGUCUUUCGAAAAUUGAAGAAAGUGAAAAAAAUUUCAAAGGAUCGAAAGGAGACGGGAACGGGAAAAGGAUAACAUCCGCAUUUGCAAAAUUCGACAGUUCGAUUUCCGGGGAAAAAUUUAAAAAAAAUAACGAUGAUGAUGAUGAUGAUCGUUAUACGAAAAUGUGGACGGAUUUGCAAUGUGGUAAAUCCGAAAACGAAACGACGAACGUUUUGAAAAAAUUAUUGAAAAUUGAUAAUUCGGAAAAAUCAUCAUCAUCAUCAUCAACGACGACGACGACGACGACGGGAGUCAUAGAAGAUCCGGUGAAAUCAUUUUUCGACGGGAUGAUAUCAACGAUGGGAAAAAAAACGGGAAAAUCACCUUCCGUACCGAUUCAUCAUCAUUAUCCGCAUUCGACGAUCAUGGCGGAAAAUCAUAAUCAAAAAACAAAAUUUAAUUACAUGGACCAAUUGAAUAAUUAUUGUUUGAAUAAUAAUAUUAGAAUACCAAAUUUAAAUUUUAAAUAUGUCGGAAAUAAACACGUCGUGGGAGAAAUUUUAUGGUCGAACGGGAAGCUUUAUAAUAGUCAAUUAUGCGAUAAUAAAUACGAUGCAAGCGAAAUGGUCGCCAAAGAAAUAUUGAAGAGUUUGAAUGAUGGGAAGGAGAAAAUGGGAAAAGGUGACGUCAUGAUAUUUUCCCGAGACGGUGACAGGGUUUCGCACGAUGGGGGAGUGGGAGAGUGGAGGAGAAGGAUAAAUCAUAAUCAAUGGAAAGGGGCGAAAUUUAACGAUUCGUCCGAUGAUUUUUACCACGAUCAAGAAGAAUAUAAAAUUUUAAAGAAAAAAAAUGAUUUUUUACCGCACGAGUUGCCGCAACCCCCGAGGCAAUGGGUCGCGAAAAGUACGAAAUCGAAAUCGUCGUAUUUGAAUUUUCCAAAAAACGAAUCCGUCGUUAAAAAUUUCGGGAAAAAAACGGAAACGGAAAGCGGGAGUAAUUCGAAUCAAACUAAAUUAAAUUCAUCCGAAUGCAAAUCACCACCGAAAUCAUCUGCCUUAAGUUUUGUGCCUCUUCAAGCCAUAACCGGUAUGAAAACGAUCAAACCCAUCGCGACGACGAAACAAAACACUAAUAAUAAUAAUAAUAGUAAUAGUAAUAAUAAUGAUAAUAACGAAUCGAUAAAAAUCGCGAAUAAAAGUCAACCGAAUCAAACAACUCCUCAGGAAUCAAACAAAAAUUCAACGGUUUCAUCGUCGAAAUUUUAUUCGCAAAAACCGAGAUAUAAUAAAAUAGCAGCUAAUUUAAAUUUUAAUAAUUUUUAA